AAAAAAAUGAGCCUAAUGGAUAUCACAAAAAUGUUCUCCAUGCUCCAGCCCAGAGAAGAUGAAGAAGACAACGGAGAAAGCGAGGAGCUGAACCGAGCGGUAUCUGAGGACAAUUACCAAACCCUCGAUAACCUCUUGUCCCAAGACAGGUACAAGAGGUUCAUCAACCGCAGGAGCGGCUGGGGCGUACCCAGCACCCCCCUCCGCCUGGGGGCGCCCCAACGCCCCCCCUGCCCCGCCGCCACGUGGGGCCGUGUCCGGAGCGUGAAGGUCCUCUUGGCUCACGGGGCGGAGGUGGACAGCCUGGACGUGAAGGCUCAAACCCCGCUCUUCAUGGCGGUUAGCAACGGCCACCGGGAAUGCGUGAAGGUCCUACUGGAAGCGGGGGCCAGCCCCAUUGGCAGCAUCUACAACAAUUGCUCACCACUGCUUAUCGCCGCUAGGGAUGGGAACGUGGACAUCCUGCAGCAGCUCCUGGACCACGGUGCGGAAACCAACGUCCAACCGAGGUUGCCCGAGUGGGCUGCCAACUCGGUGGCUUGUUCUGGUCCCCUCUACCUUGCUGCCGUGUACGGGCAUCUGGAGUGCUUUAAGAGGCUGUUGCUUUACGGUGCUGAUCCCAACUAUAACUGCACCGAGGAGAGGGUGAUCGCCCAGAUCAAGGAGCCCAAGACUCUGCUGGAAACCUGCCUGAGGCACAGCUGCCGGAGCGAGUUCAUCAAGCUGCUCGUUGACUUUGGAGCCAACGUGUACUUGCCCAACAUCACCGUGGACGAGACAGCACCCCACAGUGAGGGCCUGGAGCUGUUGCUGCAGGCAAGAGCUCAUCCCAAGUCCUUGAUGUCUCAGUCCCGGCUGGUGAUGAGACGCCUCCUGAAGCAGGCUGGUCGCCCGCACGCCCUCAGCGAGCUGGAGAUCCCCACGGUCCUGGUGAACUAUCUCCGACACCAGCCGUGA
Charadrius vociferus (killdeer) is the source of this 957-nucleotide messenger RNA. RefSeq names its product ankyrin repeat and SOCS box protein 12-like. Lineage: Eukaryota; Metazoa; Chordata; Aves; Charadriiformes; Charadriidae. Gene Ontology annotation, cellular component: nucleus. Gene Ontology annotation, biological process: positive regulation of transcription by RNA polymerase II. The record is from RefSeq and is a predicted model, not a curated record. Gene Ontology annotation, molecular function: transcription cis-regulatory region binding; protein binding.